GCGCACAUCACGCCAUCAUUAUCCAACUGCUGUAAAAGCCGGUAGUAGAGGAGAACGUAGCUCAGAUUAAGGUAGAAAGGUUUUAUUAUUUUGCGUUAAUUUCAAGCGCUUGCUCACUUCUUCUUCUUUGUUUCAUACGCGUGCCGUUCCAGGAAACGGUGAGCUAAAGCGUCACCCAUGCUUCGGUUACAAUCUAACGCGUACGGAUCGGUUUGAUAUCAAUUCUGAUCAUAAUGGUGGCGGGAGAGUUGCUCCAAGAGCAGCACGAUCUGCCCGACAGUGCACCUGACGGGAGUGUCGCUGUCCGCGAGACGCCGGUUGGGGGAAACACGGAGGACAGUGGCUACAAAGUGCUUUCCAAUGAAUCCUUUCAUUUAACUGUAGAUCCGAAGGUGCUGGAGCAAGAGCUUCCACCUCCGGAUGAGAAAGAAGCUAUGCUGCCCGGCGAACAGAACAAACCUCUGGAAACCAGACUGUAUUGGAGGAGGUUCGCGGUAUUGGCGGUGUUCAGCCUCUAUUCGCUCGUCAACGCCUUUCAGUGGAUCCAGUACAGCAUCAUCGCCAACAUAUUCAUGGACUAUUAUAAUGUGUCAAACCUGAUGAUUGACUGGCUCUCCGUGGUUUAUAUGGUCGCGUACGUACCUUUGAUCUUCCCCGCUACGUGGCUGUUGGAUAAGAAAGGCUUGAAGAUGACAGUGUUGCUGGGCGCCGGGCUGAACGCUGUGGGCGCGUGGUUGAAAUGUGCCAGUGUGGGGCCCAACCUUUUCUGGGUUACCAUGACGGCACAGAUCAUAUGUUCGGUAGCACAGGUGUUCAUUCUCGGUCUGCCCUCCAGACUCGCGUCCGUUUGGUUCGGGCCCAGUGAAGUUUCCACGGCGUGCGCCACAGCUGUGCUGGGCAAUCAGCUCGGUGUAGCCAUUGGAUUCUUGUUGCCACCUGUCCUGGUUCCCAAUACUGCAGACGACAAAGAGCUCAUGGGCCACAACAUCAGUAUAAUGUUUUAUGGGACAGCCGGAGUUUCAACUCUUCUGUUCUUUUUAACAGCAUUUGUCAUAAGGGACAGACCUCCACUGCCACCCAGCAAGGCUCAGGCUGUUCUGUCAACAAGCCCAGCAGAAGAUUAUUCUUAUAAGAAAUCCAUCAUCAACCUCUUCAAGAACAAGCCCUUCAUUUUGCUCCUCGUCACGUAUGGCAUAAUGACGGGAUCAUUCUACUCGGUGUCUACGCUUCUCAAUCAAAUGAUAAUCUAUUACCAUCCAAACCAAGAGUUAAAUGCAGGAAGAAUUGGCUUGACUUUGGUGGUGGCUGGAAUGGUGGGCUCCAUACUCUGUGGACUGUGGCUGGAUCGUACAAAAAUGUAUAAAAUGACAACAUUUGUUGUCUACUUUUUGUCAUUCACUGGUAUGCUGGUGUUCACAUUCACUCUGAACUUGAAACAAAUGUUCGUGGUCUUCUUCACCUCUGGAGUCAUGGGGUUUUUCAUGACCGGUUAUCUUCCCAUUGGCUUUGAAUUUGGUGUUGAAAUAACAUACCCCGAACCUGAGGGCACAUCCUCUGGUCUUCUGAACGCAUUUGCACAGGUGUUUGGCAUCAUUUUUACUCUCAUUCAAGGACAUCUGACCACGAAGUACAACCCACUCAUCGGGAACAUUUUCUUGUGUGCUUGGACUUUUCUGGGCAUCAUUUUAACAGCUUUGAUUAAAUCAGACCUGAAAAGACACAACGUCAACAUGGGCAACUUUAACAAAGACCAAGCAGUGCCUACUUUACCAACCGAUGUGAAGGAAUCCAGUGCUGUCAAACAAGAUUCCUCCAGCAUAUAAAUGUUUAUAAAUAGCACAUGAAAGAUUGCAACAACAGAUUAUGGACUCUCCUGCGACUACUUGAAAUUGUAUUUUUGCUGUAAUGUAAUAACUGUCCAUAAUGUACAAUUUUCAGUGAACAUUUCAAGAACUGUGGACCAAAUAUGGGAUGCUGAACAGGGUUGGUAAUGCCCAUAUGCACCAUACUGUUUGUGUGUUAAAAGCACAGUUUACAUCCAUGUGUGUUCUCUUUGUCUCAAAGGACCAGUCUGAAUGUGCCCCUCUGGUGAUCUGUUGUUCAUUUCUAAUAGCUACAAUUGCAUUCGAACACUAAUGCUAGUAACAGUUCUAGUCUAGAUUGCCAUGAAAGCUCAACUGAAAAUGCUGCACAGUGCAGUCCAUGGAAGAGCUUACUUGUGAAGGAGGAAAUCAUGAUUAACAACAAAACAUGGUGAAGUAAUUUCAAGCGCUUAAGCUACUAAACUACUUUUAAGAUGUUUCAGUGCAGAAAUGCAUUCAUAUCUUGUUUUCCUACCAAUAACAAAUACCAGGAUAAAAAUACUGGGCUUACUGGUUUAAGUAUAGCACAAUCCACCCAUGUGCACGAGAGUUUAAAGAACCUGUUCUCUUUAAAAAAAAAGAAAGUAACUUGUUUAGGUGCAGAUAGUGGUUUCGUUUGAGUGUGGUUGGAAAAAGCACUCUUGUUAUUUUAUUUUUAAACCUAUGAUAACCUUUGCUUUCUAUGACUAAUUUUUGUACUUUAAAUGUAUAUUUAUUAUGAAAUGUCUUUUUUUCAUUAAAGUCUUUUUAUAUUUAGUAAUUUUUGGUUUGAAUUUCUGCUGUUUCUGUACAGCAGCAGCUGUGUAACUGAUUGUCACAAAGGAUGCUGGGAAAUACUUACAUGUAAAAAAAACUCCUUGUAUUGAACGUUUCACUGGAGAUAAAUGUGUUUCCUGGUUCCAUCAUUGCUGUAAAUAAUAAAUAACUUGAAUUGAA
Triplophysa dalaica is the source of this 2798-nucleotide messenger RNA. It is a transcript of the gene flvcr1, whose product is annotated as FLVCR heme transporter 1. Gene Ontology annotation, molecular function: heme binding; heme transmembrane transporter activity. Bases 234 to 1823 code for a protein of 529 amino acids. Lineage: Eukaryota; Metazoa; Chordata; Actinopteri; Cypriniformes; Nemacheilidae. The transcript is spliced from 10 exons. Gene Ontology annotation, biological process: erythrocyte differentiation; transmembrane transport; mitochondrial transport. Gene Ontology annotation, cellular component: membrane; mitochondrion. The record is from RefSeq and is a predicted model, not a curated record.